Molecule: messenger RNA, 1347 nt
Organism: Rotaria sp. Silwood2
Lineage: Eukaryota; Metazoa; Rotifera; Eurotatoria; Philodinida; Philodinidae
Source: the annotation of a GenBank genome assembly
AUGUCUUCAACUGGACACUGCUUCGAUAAUAGUAGUGCGAUUAAUCAGUCGUUAAAGGAAUUUGAACGUCGUCAACAAUUAUUUGCUAGCAAACAUAAAAUUCCUUCUGAUGAAUUAGAUUCUCUGUCUGAUCCACAUCUACUUAAAGAAUUUGACGUAUAUUGUAGUGAAAGUGGCCUAGCUGGUAAUGGAGCACUUAUGCGCUUGGCUCCUGUUCCUCUUUUCUUUUAUCGAUAUCCUACUGAUGCCAUCGAGUUUUCUGGAAUUAGUAGUGCAAUUACUCAUGGUGAUUCGAAAGUUUAUGACUCUUGCCGCUAUUAUGGUGCUUUGAUCGUGGCUGUUCUUCGGGGUGAAACAAAACAACAAUUACUGGAUGAUAACUUUUAUUUAAACCAUAAAUCGUGGUUCAAUAACAAGCCACUUACUCCAGAUGUGAUGAAAGUUGCCCAAGGAUCUUACAAGAAAGCCGGUGGAUAUCAUGAUGGCAUUCGAGGCAAAGGAUACAUUGUUGAUGCUCUCGAAGCUGCAUUAAGGGCUUUUUAUUACGAUGAAGAUUCCUUUGAAAAAGGCGUUCUCGACGCAGUCAAUCUUGGAGGUGAUACUGAUACAACGGCUGCUAUUUAUGGCCCAUUGGCUGGCGCCUACUAUGGUUUUGACAAUCUACCCAAAAAAUGGAUAUCACAGGUUGAUGCACAGAAUUUUAUGACAUGUUUAAGCAAAUGGAUCAUUUAUGAAGGAGAGUUAUGGCAGCCAAAGUUUUCUAUAUCGAGUAGAUCAGAACCGAAUCCACAAUCUCAGUUAAUGGUUCCUUUAAAAUUUACGAAUGCAUUGAAUUCAACGUCAGCCAUGAGGCCAGAGCAUAUACAAGUAUCAUCUCUGACACUUAAUGAACUAUCUUCUAGCCAGUCGAUAGUCAAGGAACCAGCGCGUCCGUCACAUACAACCACAUAUGGCAUUUAUGGAACUUCUCUAGGACCACAAUCAACUACGAGUUUGAAGCCGAGAGCAACACCAGGUCUGUAUGACUAUGUUGGUGGCACACGAUCUACCACUAGUGGCCUCUUGAAUUCUGCGUAUACUGUUGGAAAGCCAUCUAGCUAUGGUGGUAUGUUAAGAUAUCGUCCGAGUGACCUGAUAGGGUUUCGUUAUGGUGGCAACAUGUUACCUAGUGAUAAUUUUGUUGCAGAAGUAAACGAUGGCUAUCACAGUUCAUCUUGGGACACAGGACUUGCAACUCACAGAACACAUCCAUUUUUGAAUGAUUGGUCACAGAGCUGGCUUCCACCAAUUUCAUCUCCGCCAACGUCGUAUUACUCUCCUAUGACACGAAGUUUUCACAGAUUUUAA